Messenger RNA from Pan troglodytes (chimpanzee), 1455 nucleotides. RefSeq names its product derlin 2 (gene DERL2). The transcript is spliced from 7 exons. NCBI's taxonomy places the organism in Eukaryota, Metazoa, Chordata, Mammalia, Primates, Hominidae. Bases 327 to 1061 code for a protein of 244 amino acids. The record is from RefSeq and is a predicted model, not a curated record.
AUGCUGGGACCUUCAGGUCGGAGCCCGGGGUGAGGCCGACACACAGGCCGCCGCGCUCCCUCGCGAAGACGCUUAAGCCAGUCUCGCCCGUCCCCGCUCCUCCUCAGAGAAAAUGCUGCCCCGCAGCACUUACCGGAGCGACCAUGAGGGUGACGAAUUCGAGCACACACAGGCUUCCCGCCACCUCCUUGAAACCGCAGCUGGCUUGCCAGGGACCGACGGCGCGGUUGGCUCCCCAAAAUUCCGACUGAUACGCGCCUCGGCGAGCGAAAGCAAACGCGGGAUACUCUCGCGUUCCUGAUUGGCUGGUUGUGGACACCUCAAUUAUGACAGAAAGGGGCCGGGCGGGAAAGUUAGCUGUGGCCGGCGGGGAUUGGCAGAACGAACCUGGACUUACUCGUUUUUCCCGGACGUUGGCUGGUGGAGAAGAGAGGCAGUUGGAAUUGAUCACACCUUUUCAGUUGUACUUCAAUCCUGAAUUAAUCUUUAAACACUUUCAAAUAUGGAGAUUAAUCACCAACUUCUUAUUUUUUGGGCCAGUCGGAUUCAAUUUUUUAUUUAACAUGAUUUUUCUAUAUCGUUACUGUCGAAUGCUAGAAGAAGGCUCUUUCCGAGGUCGGACAGCAGACUUUGUAUUUAUGUUCCUUUUUGGUGGAUUCUUAAUGACUCUUUUCGGUCUGUUUGUGAGCUUAGUUUUCUUGGGCCAGGCCUUUACAAUAAUGCUCGUCUAUGUGUGGAGCCGAAGGAACCCCUAUGUCCGCAUGAACUUCUUCGGCCUUCUCAACUUCCAGGCUCCCUUUCUGCCCUGGGUGCUCAUGGGAUUUUCCUUGUUGUUGGGGAACUCAAUCAUUGUGGACCUUUUGGGUAUUGCAGUUGGACACAUAUAUUUUUUCUUGGAAGAUGUAUUUCCCAAUCAACCUGGUGGAAUAAGAAUUCUGAAAACACCAUCUAUUUUGAAAGCUAUUUUUGAUACACCAGAUGAGGAUCCAAAUUACAAUCCACUACCUGAAGAACGGCCAGGAGGCUUCGCCUGGGGUGAGGGCCAGCGGCUCGGAGGUUAAAGCAGCAGUGCCAAUAAUGAGACCCAGCUGGGAAGGACUCGGUGAUACCCACUGGGAUCUUUUAUCCUUUGUUGCAAAAGUGUGGACACUUUUGACAGCUUGGCAGAUUUUAACUCCAGAAGCACUUUAUGAAAUGGUACACUGACUAAUCCAGAAGACAUUUCCAACAGUUUGCCAGUGGUUCCUCACUACACUGGUACUGAAAGUGUAAUUUCUUAGAGCCAAAAAACUGGAGAAACAAAUAUCCUGCCACCUCUAACAAGUACAUGAGUACUUGAUUUUUAUGGUAUAAGGCAGAGCCUUUUCUUCCUCUUCUUGAUAGAUGAGGCCAUGGUGUAAAUGGAAGUUUCAGAGAGGACAAAAUAAAACGGAAUUCCAUUUUUCUCUCACUGUA